GACACCACCCAGCCAAUCAAAGCAAGCUCGUGCCCUAUACGUGGCACACAGCAUGAAUCCUUUCCACGUCCGCCAUUUUAACGUGCGGUACUUUACGGGAGUGCUGAGUUUUAUGUUUUAUCGUUUCUUGUGAAAACAAUCUUUUUUACUGAAACGUGUUUACAUAAACGGCCACCAAAAAUGGGGAAUGUGUUCACGUCGUUGUUCAAAGGCCUCUUCGGUAAAAAGGAGAUGAGGAUUUUAAUGGUAGGACUCGAUGCAGCUGGUAAAACGACAAUUUUGUACAAAUUAAAAUUAGGCGAAAUAGUCACGACUAUCCCAACUAUAGGUUUCAAUGUAGAGACAGUUGAGUAUAAAAAUAUUAGUUUCACGGUUUGGGACGUUGGUGGUCAGGAUAAAAUCAGGCCACUUUGGCGACAUUAUUUCCAAAAUACACAGGGACUGAUAUUUGUAGUGGACAGUAAUGAUAGAGAACGUAUCGGAGAAGCUCGCGAGGAAUUAAUGAGAAUGUUAGCCGAGGAUGAACUGAGAGAUGCUGUUUUGCUUAUAUUUGCUAACAAACAGGAUUUGCCGAAUGCAAUGAAUGCAGCAGAAAUCACUGACAAAUUGGGUCUACAUUCGCUUCGUAAUCGCAAUUGGUAUAUACAAGCGACAUGCGCGACAAGCGGCGAUGGCCUUUACGAAGGUCUCGAUUGGCUUUCCAAUCAAUUGAAAAAUGCCAAUCGCUAAUCGAGGCGUUAUUCCGACAACAUUCAGUUGCUUUACUAAACAACAAACAACAACUACUACAAGAAUUCAACAACAAAAAUAAAUAAAAUAUUUAAACAAAUACCAUCAACAAAAAAACAUCUUCAUCAUCAUCAAAAAAUAUUGAAGUAAUAACUAAAUAAAAAAAAAAAAAUACGAUCGCUAUUCGCGCGCGCGCCCUGCGCCCUUCUACUAAUUACUUAAGAUAAAUUUAAUAAAACUAUACAAAAAAAACUAAAGACGAAGGAUUUUCGCACACGUUUUAAUGCGAUAAACUUUUUUUUACACGAGAAUCAAUGAACGAGAUCAAUGUUUCAGCAAAA
Leptopilina heterotoma is the source of this 1070-nucleotide messenger RNA. RefSeq names its product ADP-ribosylation factor 1 (gene Arf79F). Lineage: Eukaryota; Metazoa; Arthropoda; Insecta; Hymenoptera; Figitidae. Gene Ontology annotation, molecular function: GTP binding; GTPase activity. Gene Ontology annotation, cellular component: cytoplasm; plasma membrane. Gene Ontology annotation, biological process: intracellular protein transport; vesicle-mediated transport. The record is from RefSeq and is a predicted model, not a curated record. The transcript has 5 exons. Bases 181 to 729 code for a protein of 182 amino acids.